Molecule: messenger RNA, 1363 nt
Organism: Zychaea mexicana
Lineage: Eukaryota; Fungi; Mucoromycota; Mucoromycetes; Mucorales; Lichtheimiaceae
Product: glycoside hydrolase superfamily
Exons: 3
Coding region: 44-1219 (391 amino acids)
Biological process (GO): carbohydrate metabolic process
Molecular function (GO): hydrolase activity, hydrolyzing O-glycosyl compounds
Source: RefSeq, a predicted model, not a curated record
AAUUAGGUUUAACGAAAAGAAUAUCAAAGAGAUUUCAGACGUCAUGAAAUACAAGAUGCCCAAGUACGAAUAUAUCAAUAUGGAUUCGGGAUGGUCAGAGACAUUCGAUGAAUACGGUCGCUGGACAUAUCGAAAGGAUCUUUUCCCAAACGGACUGAAAGCGGUCUCAGAUCACUUGCGUAAGAACGGCCACCAAUUGGGGAUAUAUAUUUUGCCUGGUAUUCGAAAAGAUGCGUACGAUGCGAACGCACGAGUGAAAGGCACGGAUUACCGUAUGCAAGAUUUGGUUGUGAAUAAAAGAGAAGGCAAUGGAUUCAAAGGCGCAACUUAUAUGCCCGACGCACAUCUUGAUAUUGUGCAGAUCUAUUACGACUCAUUGGCAGAACUCUUUGCCGAGUGGGGUGUCGGUUUUGUUAAAAUUGAUGGAUGCGGUCCUGGCGGCGGCGAUCAAUUCUAUCCUUACCAAUCUCCUGAUAAUCGCGAGUGUUUAAAAAUGUUAGCCAAAGCAUUUCAGCGCUUCAACAUCUGGAUGGAGCUCUCUUGGUACAUGGAUCACUCUUAUGCAGAGGACUGGGCACGACUUUCAAACGGCGCUCGCAUCUUUAUCGACAUUGAAUCUUACUCUACGCGGACGAUGACGACUUCACAUCGUGUAUUCCAACGUGUUACUCAAGCAGCGCGAUGGAUCGACACAGACGUUGUUGGGAAGGAAUAUGGCUUUUUUGUCGAUUUGGACGUGGUGCUAGUCGGUAUGGUUGUUGGAGGAAAAUGCGUAGAUGGAUUGGAUAACGACGAUGUGAGAAAAACCUAUAUUAGCUUUUGGGCUAUUGUAAGUUCUGUUUUCUGCAUUGGAUCUGAUCCACGGGCUAUACCCGACAAAUAUCUUGCCUUCCUCAAUCAUCCCGGCAUUUUGGAGAUCCAUCAAGCUGGAAAUAUGGCUAGACCAAUCGGCUCUGGCAACGUGUGGCUUAACCGCCGACAAAUCUGGUGGAAGCGGAUGCCAGAUGGUCAGAUAUGCUGUCUAUUGUUCAAUGCACACACGUAUAUCUUCAUGCUUGGCUUUAGCCAUGAUAUUCAGUUGGACUUGACCGAUGUUGGCAUUGUUAGCGCAGCUAUACUGGAUGUUUGGACAGGCGAAAAACUUGGCGUACACAAUGGAAGCUACACGGCCCGCCUUCGCCCUGGCCAAUGUCAAAUGCUUAUGCUGACACCAAUGUAGAAAUACUCUAUAUACCACACAAAUUAUAUACGCAUGUUUUUAAAUGUUCAUUGUUAUUUUGUUAUUUUGUUAUUAUUUCGGUUGAUUAUUCUGUUUUCAGUUUUAAUACAAUUUUUUUUAAAAGCUGGUAGUCAUCAAGUUCAG